This is a messenger RNA of Triplophysa rosa, 3664 nucleotides long. RefSeq lists its product as uncharacterized. Gene Ontology annotation, cellular component: nucleus. The record is from RefSeq and is a predicted model, not a curated record. NCBI's taxonomy places the organism in Eukaryota, Metazoa, Chordata, Actinopteri, Cypriniformes, Nemacheilidae. Gene Ontology annotation, biological process: regulation of transcription by RNA polymerase II. Gene Ontology annotation, molecular function: transcription cis-regulatory region binding. The transcript is spliced from 10 exons.
CAGGCAUUUGUAUGUGCAACGAAGAAAAUAUAUUAAAGUUCUUUUGGCAAAUGGAGUUAAGCCACACCUAGAUCCUGUCCUAUUUUCACAAAAAAGCACAAGCUUUUCUUCAGCUGCGUUUAUAUGUGUGUGUGCCGGUGCUGUUAGUACCCGGCUGUGUAACUUGAUAGGGGGCAUCGAGAGGGAUAAGGGAAUGUUGAGUUGCAAUGGAGCAGAGUACGAUACAGUGGUUAGGCUCCCCCAGCUGCCUCCGAGGCUCCUUUGCCUUUUAUAAGUCGGUGUGUUGCAAACAGGAGUCCGGGGCUCCGCCUCAGGUCUGGAAACUCGGAGAGUUUUAUUUUCUGCGCUGUGGCCCUCAGGAGCCUGUGUGUAUAGCAGAGGUCACACUGCUGUGGGAGGAUCAGACACAGCGCCACCUGCUGGCCAGCUCGAGACUCUAAUUCUUACCUGAAGACACACCGAAGGGCAGAGCGGCGGGACAUGGAGAGGAUGAAGUCCUGGCUGUGUCGAAAAAGAUUGUGGUGAGAGUAGAGGAUCUGGUGAAGUGGACCUGUCGGGAACCUCCACAGUGGAAGCGCAGCAGUCAAAAAAUUCACGGGCCUCACAAAUCUGAUGGGUCACAAGAUUCUUCUAAUCCCCAGGAAGAGAAAACGGAGAGCACCGAAGAGUCUACAGACGUACAGCAGAAGGUUAAAGUUCUCAGCUACCCCCAGUAUUGCCGUUUUCGAUCAUUGCAGAGACGAGUCCCAGAUCAGGCUGCUUGCCCCGGUCAACAGAACCCUCACCUGCUGGCUCUGGGGGGGAUAAAGGUGACCGUGCACAACACACGGGUCCUUUACUGUCGGGACACUUUCAACCACCCUACUCUAGACAGCAGCGCCUGCAUACUGACACAGUUCGGAUGCUCCUCUCUCAGCUUGAAGGGGCGACCUCGUAAAAGAAGGGGCAGAGAUGGCACAGGGCUCGACCAACAAAACCAGAACCAUUUAUCAGAGUCAUGGAUGGAAAGGAUGAAGGAGAAUGUGACGGGCAGUGUAGAGAUGCAAUGGGAUGGAAAUUGGCUUCCACACCCCGAGGAGCAGCUCUUCCUGGAUCAGCUGUAUCUUUUUAUGGAGCGCCGGGGCUCCCCCAUCAGCAAAGUUCCCAACCUGGGCUUCAAAAAAAUUGAUCUCUUCCUCAUGUAUUCAGUUGUGAAAAAGAUGGGAGGCUACGAAAGGGUGACAUCUCAGCGUUUGUGGAAGGUAGUGUACAAUGAACUGGGGGGAAGCCCGGGAAGCACCAGCGCUGCCACCUGCACCAGGAGGCAUUAUGAAAAGCUGAUGCUCCCUUAUGAACUGCACAUAAGGGGAGACAAUUCAAAACUUGGCAAGCUCAGAGCUACAUCUGUCUCACCCACCACCAUCAAAAAGACAGAGGUGGGCAAAGGAGUGUCGAACAGUCCGAAGAAUGUCCAGGCAUCUCCACCAGAUGGCGUUGUGGUACGUAAAAGAGGAAGACCACCCGGUAAACGCAACGCUAAAGUUCUGGCUAAGGGCAGAGUUGGAAGACCACCCUUGCAUCCCAAACCUCCUCCUGAAAAACCCCAGCAGGAGAUCAAGCCACAGCCUAUUUUCCAAGAACUCAAGCUUACCAGCCAUCCUCUUGCCCCACGACUGUCCCUCGUGUCCUCUACACACGUAUCUCACCAACCCAUACCGGGACGAGAUGUGAAGAUUGUGGAGACCGUUCCCACAUUCCUUUCAGGUCCUGUAAAGUUGUUGGCGGGCGGUUCCUUGGAAGGAUUCAGUCCCACUAAAGGCCUUUGUCCGCUGGACCUCUUCCGAGCCCGUCUGGGCCUUAACGGACUCGGUGGUGUUGAGGGAACUCCUCGAGAUUCCUCCACGCCCCACCAGACCAUAACGGUUCAUCAACCUAAAGUCAGUAUGCCCGAGACCCCCGAGAGUCUCCAACAGUGUUCAGGGUGUAGUCUGGAUACCCCGUCCCAAAACGCAGGACUCGCGAUGACUAAAGUCCCCCUGCCCCCCUUGAGGAUCCUCCCGCUGGACAUCGGGUGCAGUCUGCAGUUGCGACAGCUGAUGCGUACCCGUCUCGGUUCGGCGCACAUGAACACCUUCACCAAACGUCUUUCAGAGGUUCUGGCUCAAGACCUUAGCCAGACUUCCCAACCCAAUUCUAGUGUGCCACAGGAGCAGUCGCUCCCGCUCAACCUCAGCAAGAGAUCCAUUACGAAAAGGUCUGCUGGAGAUGACCUCACAGAUUCCAAAGCAAGCGAUGUACAGUCUCCAACCAAGAGGAUGAAGACGGAAGACGUUGAUGUGUCUCUGAAAUGGAACGGCACAUCUUUGUUGGUUCCGUUGACUCAAGAUGAGCCGGCGGACCUCAGCUCUCCAAGCCGAGCCCGAGCUAUACUUCACGAUAGGACAAGUGUGACUCCAACCCGCUCCGAAGCCGCCUCUUUCCCCUUAACUCCCAAAUCGGACAUCUCCGCUGUCAAGCCCCCCACUAUUGUUGCUUCCCCAGAUGCUCGACGUUGCGUUUACCAAGCGGACGACAAAUGCGGCGGAAUUACGGUGACCAUUAAGAAUGAUCCCGAAGGAUCUCCAGAACUAGGACCUCAACCCAUCAGUGACCUCUUUUCACAGCGUAUACCUACUGAUGAUAUCAAAGUGGAGUCGGACGCGGUUUCCUGUCUCAAGAUACUCUCGAGUUCACUCCUUUCCAAGCCUCCGCAAAGCUGUUAGCUUGCAGGCGGGACCACAUCACCGUGUCACUCCUUUCUUCCCUUCCCGUGAUCCUUCAACACAUUUGCGUUGCGUCUGAUCAAAGAGAUUGCUCUACAGAUGUGUCAUUAUCUGUUUUUAAAACACUACUUUGAACUCAUGCAGGUGGCCACGGUUCAACCAAAGAUAAGGUGCCUUGAUGACUCCAUUAUAGUGUGUUUAAGAAACCUAUGCGGUGGCCAGCCAAUAAAGACGUUUAACAUGAAUCAUGGAGGUUUUGAUUUCUUUGAAACUACAGAUGUUAUUUAUGUACUUGACGAAUGUAGAAUUGGAGGUUACAGUUGAAUCGGAUACAAAUAUCAUAUUUUUCUAGCCUUAAUGUUGUUGAUUCGGUAAGCUACUGUAUUUUUCUCAAGCGUCAAUGUUUCUUUUUUAAUUCCGUGAGAAAUCCAGUGUCAUGUGGGUGUUGGUCGUUCUUGCAGUUGUUAUUUAUCUAUCCAUCACUUCUUAAGAUGUUUCCGAUCAUUCUUGGGAUUUAUUUGAAUUUGACUUUAGUCGUUUCAGUUGUGUGUGUUUGUUAAACUAUUUAAAAGCGCAAAAUUACUUGUGUGUCAGAUCCUCUUCAUUUUAAAACAAUGUACUGUACUGUUUGCGAACUUAGGGUCCUCUUGCAAAUUUGCUUUGGUAAUUUUUAAUUAUCUCUCUUAUUUUACAUGUGUAUUUUAUUAACAUAUAUUGUAGUUACAUUUUGUGUUUCUGAUGAACCAUGGAAUGGUUUACAACAGACUUUAAUAAUAACGUGUUUAUAAAGAGACACAUGUUAUGAAAAUGAGUAACUUAAUUUGCUUUCACUCCUUUAAGACUGACCUCUCACAAUGCAAUAUAUUUCACAGGUUUACAUGUCGUUUUUAAUAAAUUACAAUCAAUUUGCCAUACAACUGUAA